Messenger RNA from Geodia barretti, 1989 nucleotides. Lineage: Eukaryota; Metazoa; Porifera; Demospongiae; Tetractinellida; Geodiidae. The record is from the annotation of a GenBank genome assembly.
UGAGACCUUGGAACUUUGGUACAUAACGAUAAUAGAGUGCGGGGAAGUUGCAAGAUGUCUGAAAAUCCCUUUCAGCCUUUACUCAGGGGAUUAUGAGGGGGCCUGAGUGCCGCUUUCACUUUCAGAGCUGGGGAUGAAUGAGAGAAAUAAUUUUGGGGGAAAGUUUCAAGAGAUUGCUUUGGGAGUAUGAGGAAUUUGAGUAAUGUAAUACAAUAUGGGUGUUUGUGUGUGUGUGGUUUAAAUUAUUCACUGGUUGUAGCUGGACUAUUAAUACUGAAGGGGGUGGGCCUGCGUGUCAACUGAAGCAUGCAAUUGAGGUCCUAAUAUGGCAUCACUGUCUGGUCAGUGACAGGAAACAUGUGUUAAUAACUACACCCUGUGACGUGUGCAUAAUAGUGAUGAAAUGUAUGAGGAAGAAGGGUGGGGACAGGAUGUGUACUGGUGUAAUGUGGGAAAGCAGUUCAAAGCUGGUGUUGAAUAGAUCAAACAGUUGAAACGCACACUUUUUCCUCUCCUUGCACUUCCUCCCUGCAAUAGUAUGAGCCAAGACAAACAAUAUUUUCCGAAACUAUAUAGUGAGUCGAAGAGUUCACACCUUUUAGAAUCACCUGUUACCCCCCCCCCCCCCUCUCUCUCCUUCGUCUUCCCUCACUCCCACACUUCCUCCGUACUCUCAGGGCUGAAACGUGUCACACUCAUGAAGGACCCGGUCAAGGGGAUUGGUUGUACCAUAAAGUCAGCCGCGGGCCACGUUCUUGUCAACAGAAUCAUUGAAGACGGACCUAUAGCCCAGACUGGAGUCCUCAGACCAGGAGACGAGAUUCUUGACAUCCAAGGUACAACAGUCACCGGAAUGCAAGUCUCAGAGGUCGUAGAGGUCAUCAAACACGUUCCCGACCAGUUUCUGGCCACAGUUCGACCUCUGACCUCCAUCAGUAAGAACCAGCCGGUCGACACUGGGAGUGUUCUGUAUUCCGAGAUCAAGCCGAUGUCAAUGGCCCCUCCCACCUCCAAACCUCCACCUCACAUUCCAGAGAUACUUAUCAGUGGGGACUCCACCACACGUGCCACAUCGUUCGAUUUGAGCCCCACCCCCUCGUUAGAGGACGUCGGUUACUAUGACGAUGAGGAGGAAGACACGCCCCCUCCGAUACCUCCGAGGACCGAGGACGCUCUUGUGAUACUCGAUACUCCAUCGCAGCUCGACAGAGAAGAGUUCAAGCCAGCCCUCCCUCCCAAACCAAACACGCCUCCCCUCUCCCUCUCUCCUGCCCGACCGCCCCUUCCCAAGUCAAAGUCAGUAGAAGGCAUCGCUGGACGACACGCCUACGAGGAAGUGGACCUGAAACGGAGUCCGCGGCCACGGCGACACCAUGACUACGAGGAAAUACAACCUGCUCUCAACUACAUGGACAUCAACAAACUCGACUUUAGCAAGAGGUCGGGUGGAGGGGCGAGGUCAAAAACUAACUCCCUCGUUAAAGUCGAGAUGGACUGGAAACAUAAAGUUCAUGUCUAGCCAUUGCUUCAGUGUCGUUUUCAUUCCAUGCUUUUUGUCAAAAAGUGAUCAUUGUUUUGUAUUAUGUUAUGUAAUUGUCAUCGUCUUUCAUUGUUGCCACGGUUACUAAAUGUGAGGACGAGAGGUGUUGUCACCAUGGAAAUCGUUUACUACUUGAUAAAUUUUACCGUUACCGUCUGGUGUCCGAGUGGUUGUGGGUGUGGUUUACGGAGCUUGUGGGUACAAAGGGCAUGUUCAUCACUCUCAGGUGGGCAGGUCUGUUUGGUAUCCCUGGCAACAGCAUUUCCACCAUGUCCUGUUCCUCGGUGAUGCUAAAAAUAGCCUCGGCAUUCUGCCUUUCCUGUGAUGUCACUCUCAGACCGUCCAAUGAGAGGAGAGACGGCAGGUUGAAUAUUGUGAUUGGUCGGUGUUGAUGUCUGCGUGCAAUAGGAUUAUCUAAGAGAGAGAUCUCUAGGAGGCGGGAUAGUGGG